Messenger RNA from Angiostrongylus costaricensis, 1512 nucleotides. The record is from the annotation of a GenBank genome assembly. NCBI's taxonomy places the organism in Eukaryota, Metazoa, Nematoda, Chromadorea, Rhabditida, Metastrongylidae.
AUGAGGAUUGUAAGAACAUUGAACAAACUCGUCCAUAUUCAUGUUUUCAGAGGGAGUAUCUAUGUAAAGGGUCACUACGGUAUGGAUCUAUGCCGUCAAGAAUUCUACGCAAAUGAUUUCAAUGGUGCAACUUUUGUUGUUCGUAUCGGUGAUUGUGGUAUGAGACGAAUUAGACAGGUAGGUAGAGAAACUUCUCCUAUUUCUUCAUUUAUCUAUCAAACAAUAAACUCAUUUUUACCACUACCGCACACCACUACCCUUCAACCUCAUGGCAUGAACUAUGUGUUGACGUUUGUGACGAAUUUUCAUCCGCAUUUCAUGACGAAGAUUGAUCGAGCGUAUAAUGUACGCUGCUUCUAUGCUUAUGUGGACAAGACGGUGAAUACGGACAUGGAAGUGAGCAACCUGCCAUCGGAAUCACUUGAGCAGCAGGCGACACUGAUGCCCGAGUGUGAGUACUCGAUUCGCGAGGGAACACCGGACGGAUCCAGAGUUCUACGUUAUGGCAUGUUGAUACGAAACUGUAAUGCCAUUGACAAUACCGGAAUGUCGAUUGCAAUAAUUGACGAAAGAGGCUGUCCACAAUCGCUUCCUGUGCAAUUGCGACCGAUCGUCUACGACCCAUCACUUUCGUCAGCCUAUAUGGUCGUCGAAGCGUUUGUGUUUCCGGAUCGUAGUAAUGUUCAGUUCCAAUGUCAAGUACAGAUAUGCGACCGUCGUGAUAAUGAAUGCCUUGGUCUGACGCCACCGAACUGCCCAUUGGUAACACGUAGCGAGUUCGAACCAAAUUCUAUCAUCGAUUCGUCAGUUAAUCCAACUCAGGCUGUCUUUUUUGUAGUGUAUACAGGCGAAUUCGAAACAAUGAAUCCAUGGCGGAAAGAACAAGACGGUAUGGCAGACGAUGACAACAAAACAGAGGCGAAGACACACACGAAGGCAGCGAUAACAGAAGAGAAAAAUUUCAAGGCACGCCAAACAACAUUGAAAAUGCUAACCACUGAGACUACGCCAGAAGAAACUACUAGCUAUCGUAUUCCUCCAACAGAGGUGAAUUUAUUCCAUUGGACAAUUCCGGUGAUUCCGGACAUCAGCAACGAUCGACCACUGGAAAUUUUCGUGAAGAGCACGAGUCCAGCACCGAACACACAAGCUUUACAUGAGAGAACAGGGCGACGACUUGCUGACCAGAUCAUCGACGUGAUGACUGAGGAGCUUACUCUACGGCCCGUAGAUGAUCCGCCAUCUUCGACAGUAGCUGCUGAAUCGCCUCCAGUACCGUCCAGCCCUCAACUGACAUGCCUCAAUCAGACGGCGAUGUUCACAUUAUGUGGUGCAUUCGCUAUCACAGCACUUUUCAGUACUGUGUUCAUUACCUAUCUGUUCAGAGAUGUUUGCCGCAGUUCGGAAGCAGUAAGUGACAGUAUCGAUCGACGAAGCGAUUUACCGAUUUAUACUCGACGGCUUGGCGAUCCGACAUAUGUGAUUACGACACGAAGCUACCAGUGUGUGUAA